Molecule: messenger RNA, 2190 nt
Organism: Symbiodinium natans
Lineage: Eukaryota; Dinophyceae; Suessiales; Symbiodiniaceae
Source: the annotation of a GenBank genome assembly
AUGGCACCUGCACAAGUCGCGAGCAGACGGGAUUUCGCAAGGCGCGGUGUGCGGGAUGAGGACUUGCCUACUAUCGUGGCCAAGAACGACAUACACGAAGGUUUGAAAUCCUUGGAUUUCUCCAGGAGUCGCCUUACCGCUGCGGGCUUGGAAUGCUUGCUGGCAGCCUGCUCCUUUAAGAGUUUGCGAGUUGUGAAGCUGUACAAAAAUGCGCUGGCAGAUGAUGCGGCGGUCUCCUUGACGGCGCUUUGUCACAAGAGUCCGGGACUGAUAGAAAUGCAUCUCUCCCACAACUGGUUCACAUCGCGGGGAGCGAAGGCCAUUGUCGAUGCGGCUCUGUCGGCUGAGAAACUGCAGGGGCUACCGCCGCUUUGGCUGCGGCUGGAGCGCAACAAGGUGGAAGAUCCGAAAGCGCUCCUGGAGGUCUGGGACAACGAGCGCCGGUCCAUCUGCAGAGUCACAGACAACUGUCGGCGGGCGUCCUGUUCUUUGGGCCUGCGCGUGCACCUCCCACAUUUUACGGCGCAAGAGGCUGCAGAGGUGCCGAUGCAAAGGUUCCAUCGGCAAGACAAGGCCGAGAGGUACUCCAUCUCCGACACGAAACCUCUGCGGCAUCUCAAGCGCAGACCUCCAGAGUCAUGGAAGGUUCUGCCGCUCCGCUGCGGGACCUCGGCCUUUGGAAGAGCUCCAAGUGUCACUCGAGUGAGCAGGGGCCGCUCUUCCGAAGAGAACAUUGAGACAAUGCAGCAGGAUGUGCAGAAUUGCUUCAUGGUGAGCCGGAGCAAAGUUGUGCCCCUCUCGGAGCACCAAGCGGAGCACCAGGAGCCGGUGGAUGCACUGGCGGAUGGCGCAGGGAACCUCAGCAGCGCCGCUCUCUGGCUAUCCUGCCCAAGAAAUGCGAGUAUGCAGCGGGCAGGUCCAGAAGACUGUGCCGAAAUGGACGACGGGCUGAAGCAUCGAGUGCUCGACAUCGCUGCUGCCUGGGAAGUCGAAGUCCGACGCGACCAGCUUGCACAGCUGGCAGAGGUGGGAAAGCCUGAUUCCGAUGCCGAAAGCACCGAGGAUCCGGAUGCAAGCCAGUACGAUGACAACAGAACGCUGGUCUGGCCGCGACUUCGCAUGGAUGACUGCACUAGAGCGCAGAUCAUAAACAUGGUCGAAGAGCCAGAGAUAGACUUCGAUUCUGAGGAAAGCGAGUGGGAUGAGCCACCGGACUCAGACGCCGAAGGCAUGGACAUGGUGGAGGGCAAGGGCGAUGAGGCCAUCGCAGACCAAUCGGUCGUGGCAGCGGCUAUGGAUGCACAGGAGCCACGGGUGGUUUACAGUGGAGAUGGAUUCUUCGUGUUGUUCAAGCCGCCCAAGUGCGUUUGUGAACCGCCAAAUACGACGAUCGGCGUCGCCCGAUACGUGCAUCAGAUGGGCAUUGAAGACACUGAUCACGCAAUUUGCCAUCGGCUGGAUCUUCCGACGAGUGGCUUGCUCCUUGUGGGCUCGGAUCCAGAUGUGUUGGAUGAUCUGCUUCGGCAGCGCAAUGCACGCAGCUGGUGUAAGAACUAUGUCUGCCUGAUGCACGGGUGGCUGCCAUCCAGCCAGGUGGAAGGCACUCUUCAGUCCAAGCUUCGAACAGAGCGAGAGGGUCAAGGAUACAGGACGUUUGUGGAUCCUGAAUGGGGUUUCAGCGCCAUCACACACUAUGCCGCACUGCGGCAUUACAGGUGUCGCAGAAGUGGGAGGCCGUUUACUCUCAUGAUGCUCCGCAUCAUCACAGGUCGCACCCAUCAGAUUCGUGUCCACAUUGCCGAACUUGGCACGACAGCCGGGCUGAAAACAGCUGGCAUUGCUGGGGAUGCCAAGUAUCUCGACUCUUCCACGUUUGCUGGCGACGUCGCCCUUUUCCAGCGUGCAUCAAAGGGGCUCGCAAAGGUCAUUGAGCCAAGACUAUGCUUGCACGCAUGUUCUUUGGGCUUCAGAACUUCCCAAAGCAGAUCGUAUCUGACUGUAAAAUGUGGCCUUCCCUCGGACAUGGCUGCCAUCAUCAACAAUGAGCUGGUUGAAGAGGGAAAGCGUGCGAACGGCUGUGGAUCUCUAGCCGAGAGCGGCUCCUGGAUCCUCAGGGAACUAAAAGCUGCAGCGGCAAAGGCCUACUGGGUCAGAUGUUGCUCCACAGUCCGCAUGCCAUGGCCAUGUUAG